This is a messenger RNA of Vespula pensylvanica (western yellowjacket), 2635 nucleotides long. RefSeq lists its product as uncharacterized. Bases 83 to 2422 code for a protein of 779 amino acids. The transcript has 7 exons. The record is from RefSeq and is a predicted model, not a curated record. NCBI's taxonomy places the organism in Eukaryota, Metazoa, Arthropoda, Insecta, Hymenoptera, Vespidae. Gene Ontology annotation, cellular component: nucleus. Gene Ontology annotation, molecular function: mRNA binding.
CUUACAGACUUACAGCCUUACAGCCUUACAGACUUACAGCAGCGUGUCUUGUAAUAAGGUCUCGGCAUGGCAGCGAACAAGAAUGCUAUUAUCGCACAGUGAGUGCAUUGGCGCAGGAUGUCGAGAAGCAAUAUUUUUUAAGGAAAAGUACGCGAGAAGCUCUGGUCGAUUUCACCGUAAUCGAUCGAUCUCGAUUGCCGUGAACUUUGCCGAUUUCUUGUUUCCUUCUGCUGAAGUUUUUCAAAAUAGGAUGGAUAAAAAAUACGAAGAGGAACAAUAUUGGAUCUUCACAAUGGGCACUACUAAAAGGAUAUGUCGUGAUGAUAACAGCAAAUGGAAUAACACACGUUUUCGAACUCAUCGACCCAUAUUAAAUGAUAAAGUUCCCGACGUGACCGAACAAAUGGAAGCUAGUAGAAAAAUUUUACAAUUGGUUACGGAUUUCAACUAUUCGUUGACGCAGAUCAAUGGACAGAGAAAAUUUGGACCACCAUUAGAUUGGACCGGUCCAGCGCCUGGUCCUGGAUGCGAGAUCUUCGUAGGGAAAAUUCCAAGAACACUUUACGAACACGAUAUUUAUCCGAUCUUUAGUUCGGUCGGAAGUAUCUAUGAAAUUCGUUUAAUGAUGGAUUUCUCAGGAAGAAAUCGAGGUUAUUGUUUCAUAAUGUAUACUAAGCCAGAAGAUGCAUCUCGUGCCGUUAAGGAGCUUAAUCGUUAUGAGAUAUGUCGUGGUCAUAAAAUCGGCGUCGUCACUAGUAUUAAUCAUUGUCGAUUACAUAUCAAACAAUUGCCAUUGGAUAUCGAAGCUGAGACGGUUGUCAAGCGAAUUUACGAGAUCACCGACGACGUUAACGAAGUAGCAGUCUAUCGUGACACCAAUGGAUCCGAAUGUUACGCAUUAAUAUGCUACAAAACUCAUAGAGGUGCCGCGAUGGGUAGAAGACGAUUAGUACCCGAAGCAGCAACUCUUUUUCCUGGUGGUAAAAUUAUCAUCGAUUGGGCACAUCCUAAUCUCUAUCCGUCGGACGUGUUGGAGGAGAGUGGUACUUGCGACCAGGAUGGCAACGUUACGUUGACGAAGACCUUCAUUCGUUCCACAGAGAUGAAACCAAUGUCGGCUCGAAAUUUCUCAAAAAUAGAAUAUGGAUUAACUCGUGACAUAAUCGAGAACAACGCUACAAAUAAUUUGGGAAAGCUUUAUAAAUCUUUGCCACCGAUUUCAUCGACUGCACAACUUACUCGAUCGAGAAGUUUACCUUCGAAUUUUGAUCAAUCCAUCUCUUCGACGUUCGAGCGAUCCAGCGUGCAAAAUCAUCGAAAAACAAAAAGAUUCAACGAACUGAAUCAAUGCAAUUGGAAUGCGUCAAGAACUCACCAAAACAACGCAGCUAUGGGACUUAAUUAUACAAAAAAAGUCAACAAUAUUAUACCGAGAUUGUAUGGUUUUACGAAGUUUAAAAGUAACAGAAAAUCAAAUCUUUUGGCAAAGCACAUCGAAGAAUCGAAAGAGUCCAGUUGUCAAGUAGGAGGAAAAAUCGUACCUAAUCCUUGUCAGCGACAUGUAUUCAUCAAAGGUAACUUCGAUUUAGGAGUACAGCAUCAUCCAUCUUCGAAUCUGUAUAUCCCAGAAAAAACAAAUUUCUCGAAAACAGAAAUUUCAAAGGAUUCUCUAUCUUCGAAUUUCAAUUCUUUCGCUUUGCCGUUUUUACAACAGAAUAGUCGAGUUUGUAGCAAUAAUAUUUCAAGCCAUUGUAAUAUCGAAGAAUCAUCUUCUAGUAAAAAUCCAAUGUUUAACGAUCCAACUAACAUCGAUGAUCCUAAUGAGAGAGAUGUUACUCUAAGAUGGAAGGAGAGAGGAAAGACUCUGUUUCAGUCGCAGGAAAGAUUGUGGCAAAACGGAUUUGUUCAAUCCAAUCCAUUUUAUCAAGUGAACGGCAUAUUACAAUCUUAUUCCAAUUUGGCCAAUAAUUUUCAUGAAAACAAUUCACCGAUGACUUUGAACCGUCAGGAUCAAAAUAAUCCUUUUUAUUUUUCCAUGCAUGUACCAAAAAUGCCAAUUCGAAUCUGUCCGGAACAACAAAUGUUUCAAGGUUUCAAUAUAAAUAAUUUUCAGAAUUUUAAUCAGAAUCGAUUGUUAGGUGAUAAUUGUUCACAGAAAAUCGUUUACGAAAAUUUUAUACCUGCCAAUAUGACGGACACCAACGCAUGUUAUUCUCUUUGGCCGGUUAGUCGAUUCGAUCAAGAAACCAAUAAUUGUACAAAUCUUGUUAAUAAUCUUUUUUUAUCAUCGGCGGCAUCACCGGAUUGUCAGUCGCAAAAUCGAUUGUCUUCGGAAUUCCAUUUGAAGGACAACGUUUUUGAAUUUAAGUAUUCUCAGGGCAGACCUAUUCUUAACAGAACAUUUGUAAAUGAUGAUUAUUAAUAUUAAUAGCAUCGUUUAUUUCCUUUUUUUUUUUUUUUAAUUUCUUACUCUAUUUCUAAUUAGUUUAAUCGUUGUUAGCAUAUAACUUAUAGUGCUAUGUUAAAAUCUCACAGUGUCAAAACUUUAAUAAGACUUCCAUAAUGGCGUUAAGUAACGAAUCAAUAAUUAUCACUGGAUAACAAAAAUGAAUGUGAUUCAACAGUAUUGCUUUUA